Rotaria socialis is the source of this 447-nucleotide messenger RNA. NCBI's taxonomy places the organism in Eukaryota, Metazoa, Rotifera, Eurotatoria, Philodinida, Philodinidae. The record is from the annotation of a GenBank genome assembly.
AUGUCGGAAAUCGAAGAAUGGAAUGAGAGAUUAUUUGGCUGUUGCGAUGAUUGGGGGAUCUGUUGCUAUGGAUUUUGGUGUGGUCCAUGUCUAUUCAGUUCAAAUGCUAAGAGACUCGAUGGUAGUAAUUGGUGUGUUAAUUGUUGUGUUUUUUGUACCUUGGGGCAAGUGUAUCAAAGUUGGUUACUACAAUAUUUCAAACGACAAAAACUACGCAAAAUAUAUCGUCUCAAAGAAGAUCGAAUGUGUGGGGAUGCUCCAGCAACAUUAUGUUGUAGUUCAUGUGCACUCUGUCAAGAGGCUCGCGAAAUGAAAGCGAGAGAUCACUAUCCAGGAAAAGGAGAAGAGCGAGCAAAACUUUACACGACUACUGAACAACCUACUGCUUCACAACCACGAUACGUUGGGCAAGCUCCUCAAUAUAUAUACGAUACGCGUGCAUUCUAA